Anneissia japonica is the source of this 953-nucleotide messenger RNA. RefSeq lists its product as uncharacterized. NCBI's taxonomy places the organism in Eukaryota, Metazoa, Echinodermata, Crinoidea, Comatulida, Comatulidae. The record is from RefSeq and is a predicted model, not a curated record. The transcript has 2 exons. Bases 14 to 367 code for a protein of 117 amino acids.
UGACGACAUCAAUAUGGAGUACAAUGAGAUUCAUCAGCGAAACCAAAUUGAACUAGAAAAGCUGCUAAAAGCUGCCGAGCCAAAACAACCGAAGUUGACUAAGAAGAAAAAAGAUGUGGGUAGACCACCCAAACACAAACAAUUUCCAACUAUUGUGGAGGAAACCAGACUCUUCCUUCAAACAAAUGGAUUUGCAGCACAGGAAAGAAGAAGGACAGAGACUGCAAUGAGCACAGGUGUCACAAUGGGUGAUAUUACCAACCACCUUAAAAAAACGGUACCAGGAUUGAACGAGUCAGAACACGCUGUUCGUUGUCUAUCGAUGGAGAAAGGUGGUGGUUCAAGAAAGAAUUUAUUUUAUCUCUGAAAAUUCAGCACUUGGAUAAUUUUAACAUACAUCAAAUUCAAGAAACGUAAAUUACAUGGCUAGACUAUAUUAUAACGUUAAAUAAAAUAGGCAUAGGUUAGGCUUUAUAUAUAACACUAAUAAGACCUCUAUCCUAGGCAUAGCACUAGGCUCGCUAGGCGAUACAGGCCUUAGGCCUAGUUAGGAAGCUAGACCGAACGAACUUUACGGCCCCAGCUAAGAGGCUAACUAAACUAAGAAUAGGCUAAACAUCAAUUGAAUUGACUGAGGAUUACAAAAACAAUGCCCACGUUCGACGUUAAUAGCACAGUAGGGCCUAUAGUUUCUAAGUUCUUUGAAACGAAACAACCAACAAUACAACUUCCAGUACCAUGACAUGGAUGAAUGCACUGCUAGUGUAUCGCGAGUGCUGUGGUAGCCGAAUGAUCAUGCAUAUUCAAUAAUUAUUUCAUUAGCUCGUGAACGGUGAUUAUUAGGCCACGUCCAUUUGCCGCGUUAGGUCAAAUAAUAAAAUUUUAACAUUAACAAUUAAUGUAAUUAUUUUAAAAACAAGAAUUAUAUAAAUGUAUUUCAUAUUAAUAUAUAU